Cavia porcellus (domestic guinea pig) is the source of this 2662-nucleotide messenger RNA. RefSeq names its product essential meiotic structure-specific endonuclease 1 (gene Eme1). Lineage: Eukaryota; Metazoa; Chordata; Mammalia; Rodentia; Caviidae. Gene Ontology annotation, biological process: double-strand break repair; mitotic intra-S DNA damage checkpoint signaling; resolution of meiotic recombination intermediates. The transcript has 9 exons. Gene Ontology annotation, molecular function: DNA binding; crossover junction DNA endonuclease activity. Gene Ontology annotation, cellular component: nucleus; Holliday junction resolvase complex. The coding region runs from base 405 to 2189 and encodes 594 amino acids. The record is from RefSeq and is a predicted model, not a curated record.
CCUUCCGCAGGACGAGGCUGGCGUCCCGAGCGCCGCUGGACAGGGACGUGGUGACCGGGGACUCCCGCCGCUGACAGCCCGCUGGGCCCACUGUCUGGUUUCGCAGGAGUCAGCCGAGAUGCAGGAAGGAGACAGGGAUGAGGCCCCCUGCCUGGCAUGCACCCAGAGAUGCCCACCCAGAAGUGGGCAGUGGAUUGCUCGUGACACCAUUAUUCAUCAUAGCCGAAAAGGAAAGAAACGGAACGUAUAAGCAUUUCGCUUUGUAGUUCAGACUGACUUUGCACUCACUAUGUAGCCCAGGCUGGCCUGAAACUCACGGUGAUCCUCCUGCCUCAGCCUCCCCUAUGCUGGGAUUACAAGCAUAAGCCACCACACCCAGGUAAUUACUUCGACAGCACACAUUGAUGUCUCUAAGGAAGUCACCACUCUCCUUGGAUUCCAGUGAGAGCGAUUCCGAGGAGUUGCCAACAUUUGCCUUCCUGAAGAAGGAACCAACUUCAGCCAAGAGGAAGCAACCUGCUAGGCCCAAUGAGAUCAUCGUGGUUGACGCCUCGGAUCCCGAGGCAUCCCAACCACUGUCCCCAGAGCCGGGGGAGCCACCUGCCCUGCACGCAGCCGUCACUCCCACCCAGGCAGAGCCCCUCCAAGUGCUGAGCAGUGAAAGCGAGGAUGGGGAGGAACUUGCCCCCCUGGCCAGGCGGCUUAAAUGUAAGUUUCUCACCAACAGGCAGUGGAGCUCCAAAGACUCCAGCCCCGCAGGUGAACGACUAGAGAGUCAUCAGAAUGAGGGACCGUCCCGUGAGUGGGGAAAACCCUCCUUUGCAGAGGCCUCUGGUGCCCCCCUUGGUGACACCGCCAAACUGACUGCAGCAGACAACCAGGCCCAGAGCUUAGACCUCCCAGGCUGUGACCCUCCAGCACCCCAGCCUGCCUGCCUCCUCCAGGGCAACCACUUGGCAGGAACCAAAACAAAAUCAGGUGUCGCUGCCCCCUCUGAGAAGAGAGCCAAGCACAGUCAGAAGCGGGAGAGAAGAGGCUCGAAGGGAGGCUCGAAGGGACUGCGGCCACAGGGCAGAGCAAGUUGGAAGGAAGGGUCCCCCAGACAACAGGACAGGAAGAAGGAGGCGCCGAGCUGCAGGCUGAAGGCCCAGCGGCCUGAGGAGUGCCUCAAGCACAUGGUCGUGGUGCUGGACCCAGAGCUUUUGCAGACGGAAGGUGGGGGCCAGCUCCUCGGAGCGCUGCAGACGAUGGAGUGCCGGUGUGUCAUCGAAACCCAGCUUGUGCCUCGAAGCAUCACGUGGAGGCGAAGGGCAGGGCCCGCCGAGAAUGAAGAGGCCUGGGUGGAGGAGCCAGCGAUCCUUGUGUUGCUUCUUGCAGAAACUUUCGUGUCCAUGAUCCGCAAUUUCAAGCAGCAGGGAAGCCCGGGCAGCAGCGGAAACAGGAAGGAAACACUGGAGGGCUUCGUCACUGACGUCACGGCACGGGCAGGCGGGAAAGCACUGUCCCUAGUGAUUGUGGAUCAGGAGAAAGGCUUCAGGGCUCAGAAUCUUCCCAGGAGAGGGACACAGGACAUGGCCAGUAAACAAGGCAAGGAGAAGCAGCAGCGACAACGAGUGUCCAGCAUGGUGCCCCCUGUGUCCAGGGUGGACGUGGAAGAGGCACUGGUGGAUCUGCAGCUACACUCGGAAGCCCAGGUCCGGGUUGUGCAGAGCUGGAAGGAGCUGGCCGACUUCGCCUGCUCCAUCACAAAGGCCGUGGCCGAGGCGCCUUUCAAGAAGCUUCGUGAUGAAAGCAGCUUCUCCUUCUGCCUGGAGAGUGGCUGGGCCAGAGGGGUGAAGGUAGACCGUGCCGGCAGGGGACUUGCACUGGUCUGGAGGAGACAGAUUCAGCAGCUGAACCGGGUCAGCCUGGACAUGGCCAGUGCCAUCGUGGAUGCCUACCCAUCCCCACAGCUCCUGCUGCAGGAAGUGACUGGGAACUGUCACAGCACCAAGAGGUCAUCUCCACUUCAGGCUUAUCGGCAAUGUCACUCAGAUCAAGAGCGCCAGAACCUGCUGGCCAACAUCCAUGUGCGGCGGGGGGUGGGUGUGACGGCCACCUCCCGCAGAGUCGGUCCAGAGCUGUCCAGGCGCGUCUACCUGCAGAUGACCGCUCUGCAGCCGGAUCUGUCUUUGGACGGUGCUGACUGAUGCCAGCCCUCAGGGCCCAAGACAGCAGGGCAAGUUCCACCUCCCCAACUGUGGAACCAACUGAAACAAUACCAGAAGCACGUCCCAGGUGCCUGGCUGGGUGUCACCUGGUCUCUGUCCUUCUGUCCUCCGUGUCUCAGAAGUCAACGCUGGCACCUACCGUCACUUACUGAUCCCCUCCUAGUAAAACCCAGCGGCCCCCACCAGCCCUCAGAACAAAAGGCACAAGGACAGACCACUUGGACAUGGGUUUAAUACCCGCAGAAACCCACAGGAAUCAGCAUCAGGCCUCGAGGUUGGGGUGAGCGCGUGCCUGUGGCUGGUGUGGCCGGGCUCUGCCAUGGAGCUGGCCCAGCAGCCCAGAACUUGGCACCUAGGCCGGCUCCUGUGUUUCCACAACUUCGUCGGAUGCAUUGGAUGUUUAGCUUCAAUAAAGCAUUUGGACCCAUGGCCCUGGGGCUGGGGAGUCUGGA